AUGACCGAAGCACAAGCCUCUCGAGCUGCGGCUGCCACAGUUGCAGCUGUUGCAUAUGCCGCAAUUGCUAGUGGCAUGGCCAAGGCAAUAAUGAAUCACCGAAAUGCUAGUGAAAAUAAUAUUGCUAAUAAUACAGACAUGAGUGAUCAUGCACAAAAGAGUUUGCGAAGCACUCAGUUAGCGUCCGUGAUACUUCCACUGAAUACUGCAACGUCUCAAGUUGAUGGUUUUGGUCAUAUGACGACGAGCAGCACAUCAAACAGUCGCAUUGUUGACAGUGCUCACAAAGUUGCAGCAGUAACAGCAGCUGGUGGUGGUGACUCUACGAGCGUAGUUGAUUUGGGUGCUGGAGGUCGUUAUACGAUUAGAUCGAUUCUGAAUCCAGCGUGUGCAGUAGCAGCAGCAGCAGGUUUAGAGAAACAGGAGGGCACGACGACGCUAGAUGAGAAUUCUACAACAGAAGAGGAUGACGACGACGUGAUGGUUAUUGAGGGAGAUGAUAAGAGUGAGAAUGAUGUGCUCGAAGCUCGAUCUGAUGAUGAAGUGAUAACAAACGAAUGCAGUGAUAAGCAAGCAGCAAAUCUUGCAGCAACAGCAGCAUCGCAUUAUCCUACUGAUAGGGCUGUUACUGCUGCUGCUGCUGCUGCUGCUGAUGCUUCUGUAGCAGCAUUGGCUUCAUCUGAUGGUGAACGACGUCAAGAACUAGGAAGAGGAGAUGAUGCUCUAUAUUCGGGGUUAUUUAGCUUACCGAUAGUAGCAGCGCUCGACCAAGUUAUGAGUAGCNGGGCACAGACACAGGCACGGGUACGGGCAAUAAUGCGAUGCUGA
Molecule: messenger RNA, 828 nt
Organism: Anisakis simplex (herring worm)
Lineage: Eukaryota; Metazoa; Nematoda; Chromadorea; Rhabditida; Anisakidae
Source: the annotation of a GenBank genome assembly